AUGUCCUCGGAACGGGGUACGCUUUCGAUGGGAACUGAUCCUCGACGGAGUAGUGAAGUUCUGGUCCGACCAUUCCAAGCCGCAGCCUCACCAUCAUCGUACUCGCAUCGUACAAGGCUGGACCGUGGCGACAAAGUAGCUGCAAACAUGGCCAAGAGCAAGGCUCCCAAGCCUUCCAAAUCUCGACCCGUCUCCACCUCGGAGCUCAACCAGCCGCUGCUCCCAUCCUCGGGCUCAGUCACGGCAUCCACCGCCUCGUGCUCUUUCUCCCCAGCGCCCGAUCACACACUCUUUGCGCAUAUCAGCAACCAGGUCCAUCAGCAACGACUCCGCAUCUACAAUGCUUCUGCAUCGGCCGCUUCAUCCUCUCAGCUCGUGACCGAUUUCCUUCUGGCAUCCCUGGGUGGAGCCGAGUGCCUCUCGUCGCGCUGGGUGCGCCUCUCAUCACCAACUGCCAAAUCGGCCAAGCGAAGAAAGCACGGAUCUGAUGCUAGCGAAGAUGCCGCUGCUUCUGGCUCUUCUCAGCUGCUCUUGGCUCUCGGACUGAGCUCGGGUGAGGUUCAUCUGCUCAGCCCUGCCCUUGCGCAGUCUGUCGCCAUCCUCGAUGCAUCCUCGGCUUCGGGUAGCAGCACCGCUUCGUCUGCGAACGCAGGCAUCGUCUCCAUGUCCUACUCGGAGGCCAAAAAGACCUUGUUUGCCUGCUCCAAAAGUGGUUGGGUCUCUUCAUUUGCCCUUGCAGACGUCAAACUCGGCGAUCAGCCAAGUCCUUUGCGACCCUUUUCAUCUUUCCGUCCCGACACCAAGUCCGCUGUCCAGCUCCUCUCUUCGCGCCGCGACUUGAUCCUUUCCGCGCAUCACAGCAUCAGCCUGACGGACAUCUCCCAGUCGGACAGUACCGUUCGUGCGACUUUCACCGGGCACGCUUCGCCCGUCACACAUCUCGAAUGGCUCGACGACAACUCGUUCGUCUCCGCCGCCGAAGGAGAUCGCAUGAUCAGCGCGUGGACGUACGACGCCAAGGCAGCAAAAGCCGUCACGGGCCGCGCCUUUGCCACUGCUGCGCUCGAUGGUCCAGUCCGUGCGCUCUCCGUGAGCACGGCUGCUGAUCAACACCAACGAACCCUCAUCACCAUCGUCACUCAAACUGGAAGCGUACGGAUCUACGGCUUGCCAUCAGAGUCGAAAGCGGAAGCUUCGCCAUCAAAGAAGAAAUCCGCCGCCUUGCCGUCGCUGGAACUGUUGGCACAGUCGUCAACAGAGAGCAGUGGAGCAUCUGUAGAAUGGAUCGACGCUAGGCUCGUCUCGGACAAACUUCGAUUGGCACGAUUGAUCCGCGGCGCUAAAGUCUCUAUCGAAGAAACCACUGUCAUCAGCGGCAAGGAUGCACACUUGCAAAAGGUGCUGCAGCUCCCCGUUGCUGGCGGUAAGAACAACACUUCUGCCGGUGGCCUUCUUGCUGCGGACACGGACGAGGCUCAGCUGACCGGAGGUGCUGCCGAGACCCAGAGGUACGCCGAUGCUCCAGCAAGACCACAAGAUGUGGAAGAUGCCGUCCUCUCGGCGGGUCUCGAGGAUGGCGGGCUAGUACCUUCUGCCUCGGCGCGUGGAACCGACGUGGAGCCCACACUCGCCCAAAGGUUGAAAGAGCUCGGAUUUGGCGACCCUUCCCUGGCAGGACAGGAGGCUGACGAGGACGAUGCCGACGUACCUACCAAGAAGCAGCAGUCGUUGAUGAGCGAAGCUUCGCUAGCAUCUUCGCUGUCGCAAGCGUUGCACUCUGGCGACACGAGUCUUCUCACCAGCUGUCUCAACCACAACGACGCCAUCCUCAUCCGCAACACCGUACGCAAGAUCUCUGGUCCACUCGCCGUCAAGCUUCUCGAAGAAUGCGUCAACCGACUCAACGGUGUGGGCGGACACCACGUGAGCAAGGGCAGCAUGGGCAGUCAAAAGGCGCGAGGGUUGAUGGAGUGGGUUCGCGCAACGCUGCUCAACCACAUGGGCUACCUCAUGUCGCUGCCCAACCUCGUCAGCCGUCUUUCGGGACUGCACGCCACGCUUUCCACACGCCUCGCUACGCACGAGAGGCUCUUGGCGCUCAACGGUCGACUCGAGUUGGUUCUGUCGCAGAUCGAAGCGAGAGCGGCUUACGUCUCUCAGGCUAGCAACAAUGCUGUUCGCGUUCAGGGAGUCAAAUUUGGCAAAAAGACGCAAGGCGGUGCUGUGCAGAGUGCGGGUGUGGUGGACAAGGAGAGGAGGAAGGGUAAGAAGUGGGUGGAAGAGUCGGACGACUCGGAAUCGGACAUGGAUGUCGACGGUGCAGACGGUGUACUCGUACGCGGCGAGGAUGACGAGGAUGGUGACGUGCAGGAUAUCGCCCUCGGAGCAAACGACAGUGAUGACGAGGACGAUGAUGAGGACAGCGAUGAUGAUGGUCCCAUCCGUCGACGCAGACGAGUCAAAAACGGUCGUAUGUCGGACGGCAAUACCUCUGUUGAUUCGGAAGACGACGAUGAUGACGAGGAUGAAGACGAGGAUGAUGUCGAAGACAUUGAGGAGGAUGACGAUGACGAUGAGGAAGAAGACGAGGAGGAGGAAGAUGACGAGGAAGAACUCCCAGACGAAAGCGACAUCGAAGAGGAAGGCGCUAGCGACAUGGAAGACGACGAAGAGGAGGAAGAGUACGACGAGGAAGACGCCAAGGGUCCCAAUGGAAUGUUUGACCUCGAAGCGGAAGAAGGCACAGACGAGGACGACGAGGAGUAG
Messenger RNA from Pseudozyma hubeiensis SY62, 2766 nucleotides. RefSeq lists its product as hypothetical. The transcript has 2 exons. The record is from RefSeq and is a predicted model, not a curated record. Lineage: Eukaryota; Fungi; Basidiomycota; Ustilaginomycetes; Ustilaginales; Ustilaginaceae. Gene Ontology annotation, cellular component: nucleolus. Gene Ontology annotation, biological process: maturation of SSU-rRNA from tricistronic rRNA transcript (SSU-rRNA, 5.8S rRNA, LSU-rRNA). The coding region runs from base 1 to 2766 and encodes 921 amino acids. Gene Ontology annotation, molecular function: protein binding.